AUGACGUCCAUCCUCUCUGCUCUUCUCUGCCUCGGGCUGAGUCUGGACCCAAGGACCCAUGUGAAAGCAGGGACUCUUCCCAAACCCACCCUCUGGGCUGAGUCAGGCCCUGUGAUUCCUUUUGGGAACCCUGUGACCCUCUGGUGCCGGGGGAACCUGAAGGCUCAGGAGUACCGUCUGUAUGCAGAUGGCAGUUUUCAGCACUUGGACACACAGAAAUCACUGGAGUCUGGAGACCCAGCUAAGUUCCUCAUUAAAGAAAACUAUGCACACAGAUAUACUUGUACCUACCUCAGCCACACAAGCUGGUCAGGGCACAGUGACCCCCUGCAGCUGGUGGUGACAGGAUCCUCUGAAGGCCCAAGCCCCCCACCCACACGGCCCCCCUCCACAGCUGGAGGCCCCGAGGAUCGGUCUCUCCCACCCACAGAGUCAGGCACACAGACGGGUCCCAAAUGGAACAUGAACAUCCUGAUCGGGGUCUCAGUGGCCCUGGUCCUGGUGCUCUCUCUCCUUCUUUUCUACCUCCGACACCGGUGUCAGAGCAAAGGCAGGAACACAGACAGACCCUAUGAAUCUGCUGGGGUCCAGAGAGGGGCUCAUGUCCAACCUCCUGCAGGGGACCACAAACCCAGAGGCCACGGACAGAUCAUCUGCAGCCCAGCUGCUGACACCCAGCAGGAGCCCCUCUCAUAUGCUUCUGUGAAGGACCUGCAGCCUGGGGAGAGCAUGGAGCUGGACCCUCAGGCUGCUCCACCCUAUGGCCUCCAGGAUGUGACCUACGUCCAGCUGAACCUCUUGGCCCUUAGACAGCAGACAAGUGCAUCCCUUUCCUCGUCAUCAGAGGAGCCCCCAGAAGAGCCCAGCUUGUACGCUGCUCUAGCCUUCCACUAG
This is a messenger RNA of Pipistrellus nathusii (Nathusius's pipistrelle), 894 nucleotides long. The record is from the annotation of a GenBank genome assembly. NCBI's taxonomy places the organism in Eukaryota, Metazoa, Chordata, Mammalia, Chiroptera, Vespertilionidae.